Molecule: messenger RNA, 1001 nt
Organism: Nerophis lumbriciformis (worm pipefish)
Lineage: Eukaryota; Metazoa; Chordata; Actinopteri; Syngnathiformes; Syngnathidae
Source: RefSeq, a predicted model, not a curated record
GAUUGGCAGAAAUAGGAGCAUUUGGUCCAUCGUUACCUGUCAAGUAUGGAGGAGGUGGAAUGGAUGAAAUUGCCUAUGGGAUAAUUAUGCAAGAGCUUGAAAGAGGUGAUUCUGGUAUACGAUCAAUGGCAUCUGUCCAAGGCUCAUUAGUAAUGUACCCAAUUUAUAGAUAUGCGAGUGAGGAACAAAAGAUGAAAUAUCUUCCAAAAUUAGGUUCUGGAGAAUUCAUUGGCUGUUUUGGUUUGACAGAGCCAGACCAUGGCUCAAAUCCUGGUGGUAUGAUUACCAAUAUCAAAGAUGAUGGUGAUGCGUAUAUUUUGAAUGGUGCAAAAAUGUGGAUUACUAACUCACCUGUUGCUGAUUUGGCAGUUGUGUGGGCAAAAGAUGAAGAAGGUAAAAUUCGUGGUAUGGUUGUGGAAACUGGAACACCAGGAUUUACCACACCAGAAAUUCAUGGAAAAUGGUCACUAAGAGCAUCUAUCACAGGUGAACUUGUUUUUGAAGAUGUAAGAGUGCCAAAAGAGAAUGUAUUUCCAGAGAUAAAAGGUCUAAAAGGACCAUUAUCUUGUCUUUCAAAAGUAUUUGCAUGGGGAGCUAUAGGAGCAGCAUUGGAUUGUUAUGAUUCUGCAUUGCGAUACUCCUUACAAAGAGAGCAAUUUGGAAAACCGAUCGCAGGAUUUCAGUUGACCCAGAAGAAAUUAGCUGAAAUGAUUACAGAAAUCACAAAAGCACAAUUAUUAGCAUGGAGACUUGGCUCUUUAGCGAAUAAUGGGAAAGCGACACCGGCACAGAUUUCGAUGGCAAAAAGAAAUAAUGUGCAUAUGGCGCUAGAAAUCGCCAGAGAAGCAAGACAAAUUCAUGGCGGAAUGGGUAUUACAAACGAAUAUUCCUGUAUGCGCCAUAUGAUGAAUCUUGAAACCGUGUUAACUUACGAAGGGACGCAUGAUAUUCAUUUAUUAAUAACAGGAAUGGAUGUAACAGGGUUGAAUGCUUUUAAGUAG